CACACACACACACACACACACACACACACACACACACGCACCCCACUGGCUCCGGCACCGGCAACUUCUCCUAAAGCCUAAGUCUCCGAAACUGUAUCUUUCUUUAACCACACACCCUCCUCCCAUGGUAUCACUACUCUCUCAUUCCACAUCCAUUCACUUCACAUCUCAUCUUUUCUUCAACUCCCAACUCUGCCAGCAUGCACAUCCUUCUCAAUUCAAAUUUCGACCUCGCCGGACCAAUCUUUCUGUAAACUCACUCGAAAAGAACAGUUCUUUUUCCUCAAACACUCAAAACCAACCCCAAGAACCCCCAAGAACGUUGUUCCCAGGAGGGUUUAAGCGGCCCGAGAUCAAAGUACCCAAUAUUGUACUCCAAUUGAGUUCGGAAGAUGUACUAAGUGACAAGAGUGCUUUGGAUGUGAUUGACGGGGCGGUUAAGAAUCGAGUCGGGAUAGUGGUGCUCAAUGGUGGUGAAGGAAGUGGUGGGAAGUUGUACGAAGCUGCUUGUUUGUUGAAGUCGGUGAUUAGGGACCGGGCGUACUUGAUGAUUGCCGAGCGUGUUGAUAUUGCCGCCGCGGUUAAUGCCAGUGGGGUUGUGCUUUCCGAUCAAGGUCUCCCUGCCAUUGUGGCGAGGAAUGCAAUGAUGGACUCCAAAUCUGAAGCAAUAGUUCUUCCAUUAGUUGCAAGAGAUGUGCAGACUUUGAAUGCUGCUGUAAAUGCAUCUAAUUUUGAAGGUGCUGAUUUUCUUAUAUAUGGUAUUGAUGGAGAGAGGGAUCAUAAGGAACUGGUGAGCUCUGUAUUCGAGCAUGUGAAAAUUCCAAUUUUCAUCAUGAGCAACACGUGUGGAGUUGAGAAAUUGUUUAAUGAAGGAUCACAAUUACUCAAAUCAGGGGCUAGUGGUUUAGUUAUUUCAUUGGAAGAGUUGAAGUCCUUUGGUGAUGAUGAUCUGAGCAGAUUGUUUUACAGUAUUUAUGUACCAAAGGAGCCAAAACAUGAAAAAGUGCAAAGUUCUCAAAAAAUCUGGACAUUGGACACAGAUAAUGGAUUUCCAGGGAAAAAGAGGGUGGCCGGCUUUACUGAACUGGAGGAUAGAGAACAACAGAUCAUAGAAAAAGAGAGAUCGGUAUUGCUUGAAGCGAUAAAUGUCAUCCAGAGAGCUGCACCACUGAUGGAGGAAGUCUCACUUCUCAUUGAUGCUGUUUCUCAACUUGAUGAGCCAUUUUCACUGGUUAUAGUGGGUGAAUUCAACUCUGGCAAAUCAACUGUGAUCAAUGCUCUUCUUGGCAAAAAGUACCUUAAAGAUGGGGUGGUUCCUACAACAAAUGAAAUAACUUUUUUACGCUAUUCUGAGUUGAAUCCCAAGGAGCAACAGUAUUGCGAAAGGCAUCCAGAUGGACAAUAUAUAUGCUACCUACCUGCUCAAAUUCUUAAAGAAAUGAUUAUUGUUGAUACACCUGGAACGAAUGUGAUUCUUCAGAGGCAACAACGUCUGACUGAGGAAUUUGUGCCUCGUGCAGAUUUGCUUCUUUUUGUAAUUUCUGCAGAUCGCCCAUUGACUGAAAGUGAGGUUGCUUUCCUAGGUUACACACAGCAGUGGAGGAAAAAAGUCGUAUUUGUGCUGAAUAAAGCUGACCUUUAUCGGAAUGCCAGUGAGCUUGAGGAAGCUAUUGCAUUUGUCCAGGAAAAUGCACAGAAGCUUAUGAAAACUGAACAUGUCACAUUAUAUCCCAUAUCUGCACGCUGUGCUCUUGAAGCAAAACUUUCGACUUCCUCUAACAGUCUAAAAGAUUAUGAAGAAUCGUCCAUGGAUAAUUCCCAUUGGAAAAUUAGUAGCUUCUAUGAACUUGAGAAGUUCUUGUAUAGCUUUUUAGAUGGGUCGACAAGUAUGGGAAUUGAAAGAAUGAAGCUUAAGCUUGAAACACCUGUUGGGAUUGCAGAGCAACUGCUGUCUGCUUGUCAAAAGCUUGUGAGACAAGAGUGCCAGCAAGCCAAGCAGGACUUCACAGCAGUGAAUGAAUUAGUUAUUAGUGUACAAGAGUAUGCAUUGAAGAUGGAAAGAGAGAGCAUUUCUUGGAAGAAACAAGCUUUGUCAAUGAUUGAUACUACACAAGCACGUAUUGUCAAGCUUAUAGAAUCAACUCUAAGAUUAUCAAACCUUGACCUUGCCACUUCAUAUGUUUUCAAAGGAGAGAAAUCUGCUUCGAUGCCGGUCGCCUCAAGUAUUCGCAAUGACAUCAUCAAUCCUGUACUCUCUGAAGCGCAAAAACUACUGGGUGAAUAUAUGACAUGGUUACAAUCAAAUAAUGCUCGUGAAGGAAGACUGUAUAAGGAAUUGUUUGAGAAAAGAUGGCCUUCAUUUAUUGAUCCACAAAAGCAGGCACAACUGGAGACUAGUGAGUUGCUGGGGAGAAAGUAUGAACUGAGCAUAAAAAUAAUAGAGAACUUCAGUGCUCCGGCUGCUUCCAAACUGUUUGAGCAAGAAAUUCGUGAAGUGUUCUUGGGAACUUUUGGUGGUCUAGGAGCAGCUGGUUUAUCUGCAUCACUUCUAACUUCUGUGCUACCAACAACCUUGGAAGAUCUUCUUGCUCUCGGUCUUUGUUCUGCUGGCGGUUUGUUAGCAGUUUCAAAUUUCCCAGCCCGUAGGCAGAAGGUCGUGGAUAAAGUUAAAAGGAUUGCUGAUGCAUUGGCAUGUGAACUUGAAGAGGCGAUGCAGAAGGACCUGUUGGAGACGACUGAGAAUCUGGAAAACUUUGUGAAACUCAUCGGCAAACCGUAUCAAGAUUUAAUGCAAAAUAGACUGGAUAAACUUUUGGAGACCGAAGAUGAAUUAACAAAAGCUGAGGAAAAGCUUAGAACAUUACGGAUUGAAAUUCAAAAUCUUCACAUAUCCUGAUGGUAUGACACACUUCCAUUGUCAUUUGUGACCUUCAUUUCUUUCUGGAGUGGAUGCUAAAGAGGAGGUGAGAUGUUGUGUCACUACUAUACUUUUUAGUUUCCUUGAUGUAUAAUAAAUAUCUUUCAGAGUAGGGUGUCUCUGAAAAUUUUCUUCAGAUAUUAAAGCUUUUUUCGAUCGGUUUGCGAGUUUUAUAUCCAUCCCAAGUUUUUGU
This is a messenger RNA of Ilex paraguariensis (yerba mate), 3110 nucleotides long. The record is from the annotation of a GenBank genome assembly. NCBI's taxonomy places the organism in Eukaryota, Viridiplantae, Streptophyta, Magnoliopsida, Aquifoliales, Aquifoliaceae.